This is a messenger RNA of Leishmania mexicana MHOM/GT/2001/U1103, 1230 nucleotides long. Its product is annotated as cysteine peptidase, Clan CA, family C19,putative. NCBI's taxonomy places the organism in Eukaryota, Euglenozoa, Kinetoplastea, Trypanosomatida, Trypanosomatidae. The transcript has a single exon. Gene Ontology annotation, molecular function: cysteine-type endopeptidase activity; cysteine-type deubiquitinase activity. The record is from RefSeq and is a predicted model, not a curated record. Bases 1 to 1230 code for a protein of 409 amino acids. Gene Ontology annotation, biological process: protein deubiquitination. Gene Ontology annotation, cellular component: cytosol; nucleus.
AUGAAUAACAGCAACUUCUGCUUCAUGAAUUCGAUGCUGCAGGCACUCAUGUUUAUUCCCCCCUUUGCGCAACUGUCCGUCUCCGUCAGCUGUGAUGCGCAGGUACGCCAGCUGUGCCCCACACUGGCGACUCUUGGAAAGUGGACACUUCAGUACUGGAAGCCCGGUUUCACGCGGCUACCGAUGAUAGCCCCAAUGUUGAUGCCACGCAUGCCUGCGGGCGCCAAGAGCAGUAAUAGCGGCGCUCCUCGGUCGGCCGUGAUCCCCACGUCGCAGCGGAUCCUUGACGGCUCUGUGCAGGAGGACGCGCAGGAAUUUCUCCAGAAGUUGCUGGAGCGUGUGUAUGAAGAGCUGGUGAGUCUCGAGGAAGCUUUUCAGCAGGCCGACGCGUCUGAGGCAGCUACGGAGAGCGAUAUGGGGUCGAAUGCCCCUGCUGUCGCGGCGAGCAGCGCCAGUGGUGAUGACCGCACCGAUGCUCGAGACGACGCCACCACCUCGACCUUCCAGAAGAAGGGCUGGACGUUUGUGAAGGGAAAGGAGAAGCUGGCGGUGCGGGAGUACGAGGAUGCGCAAGGGCAGUCAAAACUAAUGGCCAGUAUCUUUGGUGGCACGCUGGAGAGCCACUUGCAGGGGAAGCAGCGCCAGCGCAACCGUGUGUCGGUGCUCAUCGAGAAGUACUACUGUCUCCCCGUCGACGUUGGCUUUGCGCCCGAGUGUACGGUUGAGCAAGCUCUCGAGCGGACCUUCAUGACAGAGCGCAUCUAUGACAGCGAGCAUGAGCAGCACCUCAAGAAGACGCUCCGCCUCGGUCAUCUGCCCUCUAUUCUCUUUCUGCAGCUGCGCCGCUGGGCCGUGACGCGCGAGGGCGAGCUCGUGAAGCUCGACAACGUUGUGCGUAUCAAGCGCACCUUGCUGAUUCCCCGCACCAUCUGCGGUGAUGAGACCCUGGGCAACACAGAGCGAACGUACCGUCUCUUGUCAGUGGUGUGCCACCGCGGUGACGCCGUUAGUCGGGGGCACUAUGUCACCUACUUGGUGCACCACGCCGCGACCCCAGCGGUCCUGAAGGUGCAGUCGAGUGAUCCGGGCAACAAGGACACUGCGAUCCUGCGCUCGCCGCCUGACACGGCGACAGUGAUUCUCUGUAAUGACGCCAACAUUUCUGUGUGUCCAGCAAAGAACAUGGAAAAGGAGACCAUGUACUUUCUCGUCUACCAAAAGACAAGCUGA